Messenger RNA from Diachasmimorpha longicaudata, 2110 nucleotides. RefSeq names its product glutamate receptor ionotropic, kainate 2-like. The transcript has 7 exons. Gene Ontology annotation, molecular function: ligand-gated monoatomic ion channel activity. The coding region runs from base 149 to 2038 and encodes 629 amino acids. The record is from RefSeq and is a predicted model, not a curated record. Lineage: Eukaryota; Metazoa; Arthropoda; Insecta; Hymenoptera; Braconidae. Gene Ontology annotation, cellular component: membrane.
UGUCGGUAAAUACUCACAGAUUUGCAGCUCUUCCUUGAAUAUUUUUGGAUUUCCCUUCCUAGAACAUUUAUGUAUAUUAUGCAUCCGGCACAACGAGAAAGCUUCAGUUGAGUUCGAAUGCGAAACAGUUUCUAUCGGGAAAUUCGGAAUGAACUUGUGCGUCUCACUGGCGGUAUUUAAUAUGGUCAUUGGAACCGCUCUCCUGGUGGAGGCUCUCAAUAAAGAGACCUGUUAUGGCUCAUUGUUGAAAAACGUUUACGAUCAAUACCAGACGGCUGGAGUUAUAAUCACAAUGCCGGAAGCUCUUCGUAGAACUUUCACAGUCCUCGCUAUUCAGUAUAACACGUUAAGAAUGUUAUUUAACGAAGGGAUUUCCGUGGUUGUUAAUAACUUUGUGGAACUCAAGGAGAGAUUCACUUCCUAUACUCACAGAACUGGUCGACCAUUAAUUAUAACUGUAUUCACCACAAUGGAAGAUGUCUACACCUUCCAGCAGAUCGUUAAGAAUGUGACCAUUAGUUAUCCCAUAUGGUUGAUGCUUUUCAUUGGACACAUCAGCCCAGAUGUGUGUGAUUACUGUCGAGAGCCUCGUGGGAAUUUGUUGAAUCUCAAAUUCAAUUCACAAGUUCUUGUUUUAUGCUGCGAAUCAGAUGUCAUUGUUGAAUGGUGGUCAUUGACGGGCGAUCAUACGAAGCGACAAGAAAUCGGCCGAUGGAUGAAUGAUUAUCGCAGGAUCGAGUGGAUUAAAAAUGAAACGCUCUACAGCCGGAGAAAUUCGUUGGAAGGACGAGGACUGCGUAUUGCCAUCACUAAGAGAUCUUCCUAUAUUUGGGAAAAGGAUGGAGAGUAUUUUGGACUCUUCGGAGAAUUUCUCAACGAAUUAUCUGAGACAAUGAACUUCACGAUAUCAGAGGUAUUCCCGGAGGAUUUUUACGGAAGUUGGGAUCCAAAGACGGCAGAGUGGAGUGGUCUAAUUGGAAGAAUUCAGAGGAACGAAGCUGAUAUCGGGGUUUCUCCAAUAGCUAUGACGCAUGGACGACUGAACGUUGUUGAUUUUACCAUUCCCAUGGUGUCUGGAGAGACACGACUGUACGUGAGGAAACUCGAUGGUGCUCGUGUUCGGUGGCAGGCCUAUUUCAAGGCAUUUGCUGUGGAUGUCUGGGUUGCCAUCAUUGGGUUGAUCCUGACGAUGCCCCUCUUUUUGACUCUUAUCAGGUACAGAAGGGGGAAUCAUUUGUUUCCUCAGAUCGUCGAGCACUAUUUGAACGUCUGGGGUAUUUAUUGUCAACAAGGAUUGUCAAGUUUUCCAGACGAAACACCUUUGAGAAUUGUUUAUUUAUCUUUGUUCAUUUCAACCGUGAUCAGUGCUAGUGUCUACUCAGCAUCUCUGGUCAGUUUCCUCACUGUCUUUUCGUCAUACUCACCAUUUAACACGAGAGAAGAAUUCGCUUCUGAUGGUAGUUAUGGGCUUAUCGUUGUGGUGGAUAGUGCACAGUACGACACAUACAAGAGUCAUACAGAUCCACUCAGCAAGAGGAUGAUGUCCCUGAUGAAACCAAAGGAUUCCCUCCCCUAUAAUACAAUCGAGGGCUUCGAUCAGCUGUGUCGCGAGAAAGUGGCAUUCGAAGUCAAUGAAGCCCAAAGAAUGACUAUACUUAAUUCCAUGUUCUGCGAAAUAACUUCCAUCAGGACAGGAGCGAUCGAGACGUUCGGUAUGAUCACUCCACAGCAGAGCGAGUACUUGGAGUUCAUAAAUUAUCGCAUUCGUCAGUUCAAAUAUACUGGAAUGUUCCAACGAAUCAAAUACAGACAUAUGGUAAAAAUACUGAACAACCCAGUCGAAUUUCCUGAUUUACACAUGGAAGGCUUCACACCGAUCUUGUUGAUUCUUAUCACAGGAUUUCUUAUUACUCUCAUCAUUUUCCUUACGGAGAUUGUUUUCAAAGAGUUAUCACGUAAAUUGAAUGAUUGGAAAAUGCAAAAAAUGAUUGAAGUGGAAAUUGAAAAGUCUCGGUUCUCUCAGAACGUGAAAAAAUAAAUUAUUUUUGGCAAUAUAUUUGUUCUUCGGAGAUGUAAAUUUUUAUUUAUGAAUAAAAGCUGAUGUUCGCAA